This is a messenger RNA of Conger conger (European conger), 1862 nucleotides long. Its product is annotated as actin-related protein 2/3 complex subunit 5-like protein. Lineage: Eukaryota; Metazoa; Chordata; Actinopteri; Anguilliformes; Congridae. The coding region runs from base 370 to 822 and encodes 150 amino acids. The transcript is spliced from 5 exons. Gene Ontology annotation, cellular component: cytoplasm; actin cytoskeleton; Arp2/3 protein complex. The record is from RefSeq and is a predicted model, not a curated record. Gene Ontology annotation, molecular function: actin filament binding. Gene Ontology annotation, biological process: cell migration; Arp2/3 complex-mediated actin nucleation; regulation of actin filament polymerization.
CCGGAGUUGAAUCUCUGCUGAGGUCAUUUUGGGGUUGUCUGCAAGACAGAUCCCGAGGAGGAGGGCGCAGUAGAGUGUGUGUAUGAGCGUGUGGCAAUACGGGGAGAACCAGUCAUCGGACAUCGGGAUUUGACUGGAUUUCAUAAAGGUUUUUACAGCUUCGAGAAGACGCGCUCUUCUGACCAGUAACCUCUACCGGGCAAACUCAUUGCUGCCUGACAAGAAAUUAACUAGCUAUCUGCAUCAUAUAUAUUUAGGCUACUCACCCACCACGAAUCCGAACAGGAGCAGCCAGCGCUAUAGCAGCUAGCCAGCGGAGUUGUAGCUUUCCAGCUACCGAGCCACCUUUCCCUUCUCGAAGUGCCCCCGAUGGCGAAGAACACUCUAUCUUCACGGUUCAGGAAGGUGGACAUUGACGAAUACGAUGAGAAUAAAUUUGUGGACGAUCAAGAGGACGCUUCUGAGCAACAAGGACCGGACGCUACGGAGAUCGACAGCCUCAUCAGGCAAGGAGACGUGAUGUCGGCGUUCCACAUGGCUCUGAGGAACCCCCCGAUCCACGCCAAGAACCCUGCCGUGAAGGAGAGGGCGCAGGCGACAGUGCUGAGGGUCCUGACCUCGUUCAGGGGCGGGGAGAUUGAGCCGGCCGUCAGGUCUCUGGACCGGAACGGCGUGGACCUGCUGAUGAAGUACAUCUACAGGGGGUUCGAGAAGCCCUCCGAGAACAGCAGUGCCAUCCUGCUGCAGUGGCAUGAAAAGGCUUUCGCUGUGGGAGGACUGGGGUCUAUCGUUCGCGUUCUCACAGCCAGGAAGACUGUCUGACAGAGCGCCCACACGUUGCGGAGGAACAGGAAGAUGAAGAGGAAGAGGAGGAGGAAGACGGGACAAAGAUUCACUGGAGAGGAAGAGGAAUGGAAACGGGACAAGGGACUGUUUCUGCGGAAGGAACCCGCAUCGGGGUCACGCGGCAUUCCUUUCCAGCGGGAGACUCUAAAUUUAAACCACGAGAUAAGAAAGGAAGAGUAUAAAUAUAUAUACACAUACAAAAAAAAUUAAGGAAGUAAUAUUUUGAGUGAAGAGAUAUACUGUAUAUGUUUGAAUGAUUUUUACUGCGUCUGUUGCUAAGGACGACAAGCAGGCGAGCUCUUGUAUGUAACAGACGUGUGAAGUACUUUAUCAUGCAGCUGCAAGGCCCUUCGCAUCAUCAGUCCGUUAAAGAUUUUGUCUUUUUUUUUUUUUAAUAAGGAUGGUUUAACAAAUGUGAACAAAAAAAGUGCACUUGGUUUGCACUUUAUUAGGUAGACCUGUACACCAGCUUGUCAAUGCAAAUAUUUAAUCAGCCAAUCAUGUGGCAGCAUGACAACAGCAGCAGUUCUGCGGGAAAAAAAAGAAAAAAAUGCCUUGUUAAUGAGAGAGGUCAAAAAUACCUAAUAAAGUGCUCACUGAGUAUGUAUAACAUUUAAACAAGCUGCAGAAAAUAUAAAGAAAGGAAAUUUGCAGCCAAAAGCAGGAAGGUGCUGUGAGAUCAGUAUCGGGUGGGAAGGAGGGGUGUGUUCAUUCGGUGUGUGUGUGUGUGUGUGUGUGUGUGUGUGUGUGUGUGUGUGUGUGUGUGUGUGUGUGUGUGUGUGUGUGUGUGUGUGUGUGUGUGUGUGUGUGUGUGUGUGUGUGUGUGUGUGUGUGUGUGUGUGUGUGUGUCAGGAGGGAUGCAUUUGGUGUGUGUGACUUGGUACUGCGUGCGUGCGCGAGUUCAUUCAUUUGGCUGUAAGUUGCAUUGAAAAUGGAGCCCCCCCCAUUUUCAUUUUUGUACAGACAAAGAAGUACAUUUAAUAUAAAGCAAAGGAGGUCAUUUGAAUUAUGUGGGG